GCCACCCGCGGAAGGUCAGCGGGACGCCAGCCGCUCGGCGCCUGCGCGGACGUCGGACGUCCGUCACCAUGACAGCCCCCGCUGGGGGCCCGGGAUCUUGGAGUGAAAAUAUAUUGGAAUAUUUUCUGAGAAAUAACCAGAUUACAACAGAAGAUGGCGCUGAGAUCAUCUGGUAUCAUGCAGCUAAUCACAAAGCACAAAUGAAUGAAGCGCUGAAAAGUUCUGCUCACAUGAUAGAGGCUGAUGUCCUUCUUCCAAAUGAUGGAUCAGAGCAUGGCCAGCCAAUAAUGGCCCACCCUCCUGAAACAAACAGUGAUAAUACCCUACAGGAGUGGCUGACUCAAGUUAUGAAAAGCAGUAAAGGCAUCAAGCUGGAUUUCAAGAGUCUGGCAGCUGUAGAACCAUCCAUGAUGCUCUUGGAAAAUGUGAAGAAGCAUCUGAAGCGUCCUGUGUGGAUUAAUGCUGAUAUUCUUCCUGGUCCAAAUGGAAAUAGCAAAGUAGUAGAUGCAAAACCAUUUAUAGAUACUGUGACAUCCUACUUUCCAGAUGUGACAUUGUCCCUGGGUUGGACAACAGGAUGGCAUCCUGAGAAAGUCAAUGAAGGGUACAGUUGGACAAUGGUGAAAGAGAUGGAAUAUAUCUGUAAUGAACUAAAUCAGCCCGUAACAUUCCCGGUGAGAGCGGCAUUAGUCAAGCAGUCUUGUUCUCAAUUACUUUGGCUAUUAAAGAAAUCAAACAGAUACAGCCUGACUAUUUGGACUGGGAAAAAUGAUCACUAUUCCACUGAAGACUUACUUUAUAUUAGAGACCAUUUCGACAAAAAACAAGUUUUCUAUGACAUCUUGGAACCACAAAACCAUGAAUUUAAACAAGCUGUUGGAAUCAAAGUUAACCUGUAAGAAGAGUCUUCUAAGUAUGGUUUCAUGACCCUUCUCUGCAUUGGUCUGAAUUAAUUAUCCUGUAAAUUAUGAUUAUAGGCUUACGCUCCAAUUCACCCAAUCAAGAAACAUUGAUUGUAUACUGACUCAGCAUAUGUUCUUACAAUAGUGCAUCUAUGUAAAAGGUUUGGAAAGGAGAUUUCAGUGGCCUAGUAUAACAAUAAUUUAGGAAAAUGAUACUCUGAAUCCCUUUAUAAUGAGUAACUUUGAUACAACUGAAGAUGAAUAAGAGAAUCCACAUGUGUCAUAAAACAGGUAUAAAUCACAUUGUAUUGUCACUUGCAUUACAGAAAGUAUGAAAAAUAAGGCACUCUCUUUUCCUUUUUCUUAAAAACUGAUUAUUUAGAGAUAAAAAUAGGAGGGCUUUAAAAAUGUUUUUAACUUUCAUGGGGGUGAGCAUCUGUCUCAUACCAUAUCUAUAGAUUAGAUGGAUCUAGAAUUUCCUUUUUGUUGGGAAACAUAGGAGCAGCUAAGUAUAUUUUUUGUUUCUAUAGUAUCUUAUCCAUAGUGAAAAGUAGACUGUUGGAGAGCGUUUCAAGCCUUGUAUCAUUUGCUUCCCAAAUUUCUCACUGCCACCACCUUCGUUUAGGUCCUUGUUGUACUAUUAGAAUCUCAUGAACUACAUCUGACUGCAUUCCUCACUCUGCUCAAAGAUGCCCUAAGUUUUUCUGCAAAACAAAAGUUUCUUAGGCUGGGUGCAGUGGUGCACGCCUAUAAUCCUAGCACUCUAG
This is a messenger RNA of Otolemur garnettii (small-eared galago), 1669 nucleotides long. RefSeq names its product family with sequence similarity 151 member B (gene FAM151B). The transcript is spliced from 6 exons. Bases 69 to 899 code for a protein of 276 amino acids. Lineage: Eukaryota; Metazoa; Chordata; Mammalia; Primates; Galagidae. The record is from RefSeq and is a predicted model, not a curated record.